UUCACGUUUACCCUUGACAUCUCGUGUUCCAGAUGACACAACAUCCUACUGGAUUUCCCAAGCGCAUUAAUGGAUUUAUAUAAAGUAUAAUAUACCAAUAUGUACUGAACAAUGGGUCCCGUUAGCAAGUUACUUUUCUGCUUCUUGUUUGUUAUGCCAAACAUAAAAGCCUUCACCGUGGAUAUAGUCAACAUAACCACAUGUAAAAACUCCGACGACGAAUUGGGCACCUUGGAUACUGAUAUAGAAUCUGAGGAAGCUCCAGAUCAGUUGUUCAAUGCUGACUUCAAUUUACCAAUGGAUCUUGACAAAGACACAAUGGUGGAGUACGAAUCCAAUGCGUGGAGUAAAGGAAAAUGGAAGUUUCUAUUUAAAGGUAAACGAUCUCUUUGCAACUCUAUAAUGACAACAACUGCUUAUGCAAGGUUUGCUAAUCAGGUUAAACCUAAAUUUCCUAAGAAGUGUAGCAUUCCUGAAGGUGACUAUAAGAUUACUAGGUUUCCCAUUAGUGGUCAGUAUGUGGUUUUGAGCGACAUCAAGAAAGCACCCGCCCUUGUCAAACAUAAGGUCACAUUAUGGGUGGACGACACCAUAAUAUUGUGCAGAAUAGUUUACACCAACAGUAAUAAUUAAAUUAAAAAAAUAUUAAUAGACUUUGAAUUAUUUUAUAUACUAUAGUUAGGUAUCAAUAAAUUGAGACUUAGUUAUUAUUUUAUGGAUAAAUAGUUAUGGAAUAAAUUGAUAAUAAAUCUUUAUUU
Messenger RNA from Aethina tumida (small hive beetle), 758 nucleotides. RefSeq lists its product as uncharacterized. NCBI's taxonomy places the organism in Eukaryota, Metazoa, Arthropoda, Insecta, Coleoptera, Nitidulidae. The transcript has 4 exons. The record is from RefSeq and is a predicted model, not a curated record. Bases 112 to 633 code for a protein of 173 amino acids.